AUGCCAAUCUACACCAUCCUCGGCGGCACAGGCUCAACAGGAAGUGCCGUCAUCCGAGCCCUUCUCGCCUUCCCUCAACCAGACCUCUCCAUCCGCAUCUUUGUCCGCUCAAAAUCAAAACUCCUGAACCUCCUUCCAGAACUCACUACACAUCUAAAUACAACAAUCAUAGAAGGAUCACUUAACUCACAAUCUGACCUCUCAAAAUGCCUAAGCGGAUCCGACGCAAUCUUCUCCUGCAUCGCAACGAACGACAGCGCACCAGAAACAACAAUAGCUGUAGAUACCGCAGCAUCCAUUAUCUCGGCCCUGAGGCUAUUAAGAAGCACCUCAGGAGAGACCUUUAAAUCACCUCUCGUUCUCGUCCUGACAUCAGCAAGUGUAAACGACUCGCUUCAGGACAAACCUCCUCAACCUCUCAAAGCACUCUUAGAAAGAGCGCUCUGGUAUCUCUAUGAAGAUUUGCGAAAAGCGCAGUCAUUGUAUCUAUCUCUUCGCGAGGACGAUCCUGGUCUGCUGGAUGCUAUCUUUGUGCAGCCUCCUGCUAUUAUGCCGGGGACGGUGCCGACGGGACAUGAGAUUAGUACGGUGAGGGGAGGUAGUGUGGUGAGUUUUGCGGAUGUAGGGGCGGGUAUGGUGGAGAUGGCGGGGAAGAGGGGGGAGUUGAAGUGGAAGGGUGUAAGUGUUUUGGCUACGGGGAAGGUGGUUAGUGAUUGGGGUCCAAAUAUUAGAGCUUUGUUGCCGGGGAUGGUUGCGUAUUGUUCGCCAAUGAUCUGGAGGUUGGGGAGAAGUUGGGGACUGUGGUGA
This is a messenger RNA of Hymenoscyphus albidus, 807 nucleotides long. The record is from the annotation of a GenBank genome assembly. Lineage: Eukaryota; Fungi; Ascomycota; Leotiomycetes; Helotiales; Helotiaceae.